AUGGCUUAUGCUUUCGAUGUAGAAAAAGAGACAUCUACUUCUGAAGAAGAAGACGAGGAAGAAGAAGAUGAUGGCUUCUCUCAAUCAGCCUACGAGAUGAACAAGGGACUGGUCCCCUUGGCCGACCUGUUCAACGCCGGUACGUCUAUCGUUCGGAGCGACUUCUCCCUGAUCUAUGGCAUGACAAUGGUCGCGAUUAAACCCAUUCUCAAAGAUCAACAGAUCUUCAAUGAUUUUGGCCAAUUGCCUAGGUCAGAUUUACUUAACAUGAAGCGGCGCUACGGCUACGUUACUGACAAUUACAAGAAAUGGGAUGUCGUUGAAGUGGAUGUUGAGACGCUUGUGUUCGCUGCUAGCAAAUAUAAUCAACUUGAUAACAGAGAGCGAGAUGCCAGGCUCGAGCUUGCAGCAACGUGGCAAGUAUUGCAAGACGGCUAUGACCUUAGUCGUCCACCAGAGAAGGGAUCGCUUGAAUUUGAUCAAUCGCUCAUACUUACUAUCACCGCGUUGUUGCUUGAUACGGAUGCUGCUAAGCAAGCAAUUGCUAGGACACGGACGCCAAAGCAGCCACCACUACACCUGCUGAAGACGUUGCGUUUGGUUCUCAAAGAAAUCAUAUCUGACAGACAGAAAGCCUACAAAACGACACUGGCUGAAGAUAUCGCUCUGUUACACGACCUGACUGUGCAAGGACGGCGGAGAAUGGCUAUCGAAGUUCGUCUAGGAGAGAAGGAAGUUCUCUCCAUGGCAGCUCUCCGGGUCGACGAUACAAUUGCCGAACUUAGAGAGGACGAGAGUACGAGUCACGUCAAGAGGAGAAAGAUGUGA
Letharia lupina is the source of this 828-nucleotide messenger RNA. RefSeq lists its product as uncharacterized. The transcript has 4 exons. The coding region runs from base 1 to 828 and encodes 275 amino acids. The record is from RefSeq and is a predicted model, not a curated record. NCBI's taxonomy places the organism in Eukaryota, Fungi, Ascomycota, Lecanoromycetes, Lecanorales, Parmeliaceae.